Molecule: messenger RNA, 2523 nt
Organism: Raphanus sativus (radish)
Lineage: Eukaryota; Viridiplantae; Streptophyta; Magnoliopsida; Brassicales; Brassicaceae
Product: probable serine/threonine-protein kinase At1g54610
Exons: 8
Coding region: 272-2191 (639 amino acids)
Biological process (GO): protein phosphorylation; positive regulation of transcription elongation by RNA polymerase II
Cellular component (GO): nucleus; cyclin-dependent protein kinase holoenzyme complex
Molecular function (GO): RNA polymerase II CTD heptapeptide repeat kinase activity; ATP binding; cyclin-dependent protein serine/threonine kinase activity
Source: RefSeq, a predicted model, not a curated record
CUCUGUCUCUGUGUCAAUGCAGUGUUUAAUCGGUCAAAUGACACCAAUCUGAAACCGAGAAAAAUCCAAUCUUUCUUUUAUUCUCCCUUUAUCUCUGUUUCAUAUAAAGUCUUUAAAACAUCGAUCAUCAAUCAAUCAUCAUCUGAAUCCUCUCCAAGUGUGUCGUGGGGGUUUUUUGGGUUUUGAGUUGAUGGUGAAACUCGGUCUCUCCGGGGCAUUAGAGUUGUGUUCUGUAGUGAAGAGUUGAUUCUCUCUUGAGGAAGGAACACUCAUGGGUUGCAUCAUCUCCAAGAAGAAGAGACGCCAUCAUCAUCAUCAUCAUCAACAACAAAGGAAGGAAUCAUCAGAGAAGCAAAGUUGUUCAUCGAGGAGGAUCGAUGAUUCUAGCCAAAGCAAAGAGGAGCAAGAAGAUAGGCCGAGCUGCAGAGACGCCAAAGUUGAGUUCGGUUCAAGUAGGUUUUCUGAGAAGCAUCCGGAGAUUUCAGAGAUUGGUGACACGGAUGAAGACGAAGACGAAGAAGAUACAACUCCACAUGAGGAACUAAAGAGAGACACUACUAGCGUUGAAGCACAAGUGGCUGCAGGAUGGCCUGCUUGGCUAGUCUCCGUGGCCGGUGAAGCACUUGUGGAUUGGGCCCCACGACGUGCUAGUACCUUUGAGAAACUCGAGAAAAUUGGUCAAGGCACUUAUAGCAGUGUAUACAAGGCUCGUGAUCUUAUUAACAACAAGAUCGUUGCACUUAAAAGAGUCCGGUUUGAUCUCAGCGAUUUAGAGAGUGUUAAGUUUAUGGCUAGAGAGAUUAUUGUUAUGAGAAGGCUUGAUCAUCCUAAUGUACUUAAGUUAGAAGGCUUGAUCACUGCCUCUGUUUCAUCUUCUCUUUACUUGGUUUUCGAGUAUAUGGAUCAUGAUCUAGUUGGACUUGCUUCAUUACCCGGUUUCAAGUUCUCUGAGCCUCAGGUUAAAUGUUACAUGAAACAGCUUCUAAGCGGGCUUCACCAUUGUCACAGCCGAGGUGUCCUGCAUCGUGAUAUAAAGGGAUCGAAUCUACUGAUCGAUAGUAAUGGAGUCUUGAAGAUAGCGGAUUUCGGUUUAGCUACGUUUUUCGACCCGGAGAACCGGGUUCCACUGACUAGUCGUGUUGUGACUCUUUGGUAUCGACCACCAGAGCUUCUUCUUGGAGCUUGUCAUUACGGUGUUGGUGUUGAUUUGUGGAGCACAGGAUGUAUCUUAGGUGAACUAUACUCCGGAAAACCGAUCCUCCCGGGGAAAACAGAGGUGGAGCAACUGCAUAAAAUAUUUAAGCUAUGUGGUUCACCAACAGAAGAUUACUGGAGGAAACUGAAGCUACCACCUUCAGCUGCGUUUAGACCUGCCCAUCCUUAUGGACGACGUGUAGCAGAUAUGUUCAAGGACUUGCCUACCAGUGUUCUUUCCCUUUUGGAGGCUUUACUCUCCAUAGAUCCGGAUCGGAGAGGCUCUGCAGCUAGAGCUCUUGACAGUGAGUACUUUAGAACACAGCCGUUAGCUUGUGAUCCAUCUUCUCUACCAAAAUAUCCUCCAAGCAAAGAGAUUGAUGCAAAACUCCGCGAAGAUGCAAAGAGACAACAACAACAACGUCCCGCACAGGAGAAGCAUGAAAGACAAGACUCUCAGACAAGACGAUCACACGAGAGGAAACUUAUCCCGCCUGUAAAAAAAGCUAAUCCAUCACUCACAGCGGCUAUGGAGAAUCCUUAUCUAAGAACGUGUGUGCUGGGUAAUUCAACAAGACAAAUGCAUAUUACAAAGGAGAUGACCAGCAACAAUACAACGAGUGGAAGAGUCUCACACUCUGGUCCGAUGAUGAAAAACAGGAAUCAUGGUCGGUUAACACACGCCAAGGACAAUGCAAUCCCUUGUUCAUACAGAGGAGGAGGACAAAGUAUGGUAGGCACAGCUGGCUCGAAUCAAGUCAUCAUGGAUCAGCAAAGGGAGAACUUGAGAACAUUCAACAGGGCUGACACUAUGGGUAAUAGUAAGAGGCAAAUCAGAAUCCCAAAUGACCAAUCUUGGUAUGAUUCUGAGGAAAACAAAAUGUACAUGUCGGGACCAUUGCUGGCUCAGCCAAGUAAAGUUGAUCAGAUGCUGGAAGAACAUGACCGGCAACUCCAGGAAUUCACCAGGCAGAAGGCAAAACAAUCCAGAAACUGAAUCAUGUGUCUGAAAUGAUUUGGUUUAUUUGGCUGGAUAGGACAAAAACAGAACCAGUUUUGAGUCUUUUUUUUGUAUCAAAGAAGAGUCUGAUGAUAAGCUUUUAUCUGAUUCCUAGAUUUUGAAAAAAGUAAUUAUAAUAGAUAUUUAAGAUUGUUGGCUUUAUAAAAAAGCACAGCUCUGUGAUUACAUAGAUGUGUAUAACAUUUAUACACUCAUCAUAGAGUUCGAUCUUUGUGUAUACUUUUUUUUGGUCAAGAUCUUUGUGUAUACAUGCAUGUACAUUUCUCAUAUACUAUGUACAACAACAUACAAACUUUUCUACUGCUAUA